Frieseomelitta varia is the source of this 2602-nucleotide messenger RNA. RefSeq names its product heat shock protein 60A-like. Gene Ontology annotation, molecular function: protein-folding chaperone binding; ATP-dependent protein folding chaperone; ATP binding. Gene Ontology annotation, cellular component: mitochondrial matrix; mitochondrial inner membrane. The transcript is spliced from 4 exons. The record is from RefSeq and is a predicted model, not a curated record. NCBI's taxonomy places the organism in Eukaryota, Metazoa, Arthropoda, Insecta, Hymenoptera, Apidae. Bases 149 to 1858 code for a protein of 569 amino acids. Gene Ontology annotation, biological process: apoptotic mitochondrial changes; mitochondrial unfolded protein response; protein refolding.
AGGGAAUCAUUACCCAUGUGAUAGCGUAAGCCUUCUCACACAUUUCAUUCUACUGACGAGACAACGUGCGGUCACGCUGUGCCGAUUUUCAAUUACUUUUGUAACUAUAAUUCCUAAUCAGCGGUUUUUUCUCUCUCAUUAAUUAAAGAUGCACAGAUUACCGACUGUAUUACGUGGUGCGGCAUUACGUCAGUUACAAGCUCGUUCAUAUGCCAAAGAUGUACGUUUUGGCGCGGAAGUUAGAGCACUUAUGUUGCAAGGUGUUGAUAUUUUAGCGGACGCGGUUGCAGUUACAAUGGGUCCAAAAGGACGUAACGUCAUCUUAGAGCAAAGUUGGGGUAGUCCAAAGAUCACCAAAGAUGGUGUCACAGUUGCCAAGGGAGUGGAGUUGAAAGACAAGUUUCAAAACAUUGGAGCGAAAUUGGUGCAAGAUGUAGCGAACAAUACGAAUGAAGAGGCAGGCGAUGGCACGACCACAGCUACAGUUCUGGCAAGAGCCAUUGCCAAAGAGGGAUUUGAGAAAAUCAGUAAAGGUGCCAAUCCUGUAGAAAUAAGAAGAGGUGUAAUGUUGGCAGUUGACAAAGUCAAGGACGAGUUGAAAGCUUUAAGUAAACCGGUAACAACUCCAGAGGAAAUUGCUCAAGUAGCAACUAUUUCAGCCAAUGGGGAUAAGGCAAUUGGCAAUCUUAUAUCGGACGCUAUGAAAAAAGUUGGAAAAGAGGGUGUAAUCACUGUGAAAGAUGGUAAAACGUUACACGACGAACUGGAAGUUAUAGAAGGAAUGAAGUUUGACAGGGGCUAUAUAUCUCCGUACUUUAUAAAUUCUAGUAAAGGGGCAAAAGUUGAGUUCCAAGAUGCACUUUUGCUCUUUAGCGAGAAAAAGAUAUCGUCUGUACAGUCUAUAAUUCCAGCAUUAGAAUUGGCGAAUUCCCAGCGAAAACCGCUUGUCAUUAUAGCAGAAGAUAUCGAUGGUGAAGCGCUGUCGACGCUUGUCGUCAAUAGAUUGAAAAUCGGUUUGCAGGUGGCUGCGGUUAAGGCCCCUGGUUUUGGAGAUAAUAGGAAAGCGACGCUUCAAGAUAUGGCAAUUCUGACUGGCGGAAUUGUAUUUGGAGAUGAUGCGAAUCUCGUUAAAUUAGAGAACGUGCAGUCGUGCGAUUUAGGUGAAGUGGGAGAAGUUGUAAUUACGAAAGACGAUACGCUGUUCCUUAAGGGCAAAGGGAAAAAAGGUGACAUUGAUCACAGAGCGGAUCAAAUUAGAGAUCAGAUUGCCAAUACAACUUCCGACUACGAAAAAGAAAAGCUACAAGAGCGACUAGCAAGGCUAGCGUCUGGAGUUGCGGUUCUGAGAGUUGGCGGAAGUAGCGAAGUUGAAGUUAAUGAAAAGAAAGACCGUGUUCACGAUGCUCUUAACGCCACUAGAGCAGCUGUUGAAGAAGGGAUUGUUCCUGGAGGUGGCACUGCCCUUCUAAGGUGUAUUCCAGCUCUUCGAAAUUUGAAAGCAUUAAACAGUGAUCAAGAAACGGGAAUAAAGAUAGUGGCAAAUGCACUGCGUAUGCCGUGCUUGCAAAUUGCUCAAAAUGCAGGCGUGGAUGCUAGUUUGGUGGUAGCGAAAGUUAGUGACAGUAAUCUUGGUUAUGAUGCUUUGAACGAUGAGUACGUUGAUAUGAUCGAGAAAGGUAUCAUCGAUCCAACAAAGGUGGUGCGUACGGCACUUACUGAUGCUGCGGGUGUUGCGUCGCUACUCACGACUGCAGAAGCAGUAGUUGCUGAAUUACCCAAAGAAGAACCUCAGGUGCCAAUGGGUGGUGGUAUGGGUGGUAUGGGUGGUAUGGGCGGUAUGGGAGGCAUGGGCAUGUAAUUAAAUAAAAUCCCAUACUGAAGACUGAAUUUCACAUCGCAAUUCAAUCGCAAUAACAAUUAAUUUGUUACAAAUUGCUAUUGACAUUGCAAAUAUAUAAAUACAGUUUACCAGAUCGAGUAAAGUUAAACACUUAGGACACUACUGUACUUUAUAAAGCAGAUAAAAGGAGAAAGCGAGUUUUUCACGUGCCGUGUUGAUAUUUGUUCUCGAAUCAUUCGUUUCUGUUUUGUAUUUUUAAACAUUAUUGUUCCGCUAAAUGUAAACCCUAAAAGAAUUUCAUUUCUUUACCAGAAGAAAGUGCAUAUUUAUAUUAACAGCAUUUAUAUUAACAUAUGUCUUGUUAUAAAAAAUGUAAGAAAUGUGCAACCAAAUUAUACCAUUUCACCAGAAAAUAAUAAAGUUUAAUUAGUUUUGAAUCGAUGAUGAACAUAAAAAUGUAUCUAAAAAUUCGAUAUAUUCCUAAUAAAUGUGCCUGUUCACCGAUUGUGAUAAACGUCAUACAAUUCGUCAAGUACAUUAACUUUUUUAGUUAAUGUGCGUUGCUCGAAAGAAAGCUUGCGAGAUUGUAGAAGAACAAAGUGAACAGUAGCCAUCCAGCAAUAUUUUCAAUAUUUAUUUGUUAAUGAUUUCUACACGUUAGUCGACAAUAUUCAAAAAUAACAAUGUCACUUGUUCCCAGCUACAAAACGUAUCAACACAUGUACGUAUGUAGCUUUGCUUUAUCAGUAAAAGUUGAAUUAG